Messenger RNA from Ciona intestinalis (vase tunicate), 3147 nucleotides. Lineage: Eukaryota; Metazoa; Chordata; Ascidiacea; Phlebobranchia; Cionidae. The record is from RefSeq and is a predicted model, not a curated record.
AAAAACUACUUGAAUAAAAAUAUGUGAAAUAAAAGCGUGGCUGCUAAACCAAUAACGUCUGGAACAUGCUCGUAUAUAAAAUAUCGUGAACUUUGAGCAUGAAUACCAAUUUGUUCGAGUAAACACAAACAACCAGACAAGCGCUUGGUGACGCAUUAAACAUGGCUACUAUACGUGCGCGCGGUAUUUGGUUUCGGAGGUUUCGAGAUUUUGUUGCAAAAAAAGAAACGUUGAGACGACGCGAGCGUUAUUCUGUUGGUGCCGAUGCGUCGAUAUGAAGCGUUUGCUGUUAUUGCUCGCGUUCCAUGCUUCAACUGCAACGUAUUUUCGAUGUGACGAUGGAAGGGAAAUUCCCGCUGGGAAAUUUUGUGACGGAAAGUUCGAUUGUUACGACGGAAGUGACGAAGUUGGGGAAAUAUUUUUGCCAAACUACUCCAAAUACAUCUGCCAACCUCUGCACCAUAACCACAGCUGUGCAUUGGACCGAGGUUAUAUUUGUAACGGAACAAUCACCUGUGGUGACGUCACCCCUUGUGACGUAGCAUGCGACAGCCAUUAUCGAUGCCAGCAUACGUCACAAUGCGUUGAUAGGUCAACUAUAUGUGACGGUAACUCCUGUAACGGGUGUGUUGAAGACAUUGGGUGGAUGGGAGGGGUGGGGUUUAAGUGUAUCAGGCAGGGGGCGCUAUGUACCUUACCCCAACAAUUGUUAUGGGACAAUGUAAAGGAUUGUGACGAUGGAGAAGAUCUGUGCGUCAUAUCCGGUGAAUACGGGGGACACCCCUCCACCAUCAACACCACGUUAUGCCAUCAAUGCACCGACGGUACAAUGCUGAUCCCAAUACCUCGUGUGUGUGAUGGUGUGUUCGACUGUAGCGACCUCUCCGAUGAAUGUAUGUGUUCCCACCCCUUACCUGUGUGCGGGGCGAUACAACUACGGUAUCCUAUAUUCGAACAUAUACAGAACAUCAAUCUGCAUUGUGACGUAGGCCAGAUGUCGUGCGGUGACCGGAAGUGUAUAGCGCGCCACCAAGUGUGCGAUGGGGUGGUGGAUUGCAUGGAUUAUCGCGAUGAGAGACCACCUUAUUGUUUGGCAACAAUACCUUGUGAUGACGCAACAAACGAAAACAUGAUCAACCAACGAUGCAGAUGUAAUAUCGAAUGCGAAAACAUGGAGGGCAUCGCGUGUGAUGGCGGGGUCGAUUGUCAGUCAUUAUUACGACAUCAUUACGUCACACCCAUCGAUGAAUGUAACGGAUACUGCGAGUCGCGAACAAACUUCGUUUGUGUGGAUCGUCCCACCACUUGUGACGUAACAACAAAUUUAAAAUCGGAUAUGAAGUCAUCAAUCGCGCUCAACGCUUCGAUGAUUUGUGAUGGGAAGAUGGAUUGUGACGUCACAGGGGUAGAUGAAUGGAAUUGUUCUGAUAUUUAUCGUUGUGUUGAAGACCCCGAGAUGACGAUAUCUGUAUAUAAACGAUGUGAUGGAAUAAUCGACUGUUACAACGGGUCGGAUGAAGUUGGUUGUGUCGGUAGAUUCUACUGUGGCACCGUGGGUGGGAAAAUGGUAUCGAUUAAAGAUGUUUACGUUUGCGACCAAAUCUUCCACUGUGUUGAUCAAUCUGAUGAAAUGAAUUGUACCGACGACAAUCGCUUUUAUUGCGUCAAUAAAGAUCCAUUGUUCGUUCAAAGUUAUCAGGUGAUGAACAAUAGGUUGGAUUGUAGCGACGGAAGUGACGAAUGUCCUGAUGACCUCACAGAGCGUUACAUGGGGAUGGUGUCGUCCAAUUAUGACAUCAUAGCAAGCCCUGUGUUACGUGUGUUUCUUUGGAUAUUUGGAAUAAUUGCUACUGUUGGUAAUCUGGCGGUGAUUGUUGGUGAGUUACGAAGCAUUCCCGCGAGUUUACGUAAAGGUUAUUCAGCCUCGCUGCGGACAAACCACAUUCUGGUUUUAAAUCUCGCCAUUAGUGAUCUCAUUAUGGGAGUUUAUCUCAUCGUGUUGGGGUCCAUGGGGAUCAAAUAUGGCGGAAAGUUUUGCGCCCAUGCUAAACAUUGGAUGGGCAGUGGUACAUGUCAAGCAUUGGGGGUGAUGGUGUUUGUAUCAACUGAGACAUCUGUCAUGAUUAUGGUCACACUAACUGCGUUCAGACUUUAUGCGGUUUACAAGCCGCUAAAAUCGAAAUUCCGACCGCCGGUAGGUGUCGCUCUCAGCAUCGUUUCUUUUAUAUGGAUAAUAUCCAUAGUUGCGGCGCUCAUACCCGCCAUGCCACCACUACAACGUUUCUUCACCGAUACUGUGCUCAUGGAAAGUCCCUUCUUUCGUCACGGUGACGUCAGUUUCGCGAUCGCUAAAACUUUUGUUCUAAAACUUUUGACCUUUGACCCCGCUGCUGUUAACCUCACAACGGUUCAAGUUAACAUGGCACGAACAGCGACAUCGUGGGACGACCUUGAAUCGAUAAAGUUCGCCACUAAACAUGGGGUUGAUCUUCAAGACAUGCAAUAUUACUCCGGAUUCUACAACGCCAACAGCGUUUGCACGCCCAAGCUCUUUGUGACGUCACAGGAGACGGGAUGGGCUUACCCGAUUGUGACGGCAGCUUUUAAUUUUACCGCGUUUGUGUUUGUUGCGUCAUCAUACGUCAUCAUCUACGUCAAAGCGCGUCGAUACGCGAUGCACUUCGAUAUCAGUUCUCCCAGGGUGAUGCUACAACAUAGAGCCAUGCAAAGGAAGAUCAUCAGAUUAAUCGUCACCGACUUUUGUUGUUGGGUUCCCAUCUCUAUCACAGUGUUCGUGAGGUUUAGCGGGAUCGAGGUUCCCGAUAUCAUGUACGCGGUAUCUGCGGUCGUCCUUCUUCCGCUGAAUUCCGCGCUGAACCCGAUCCUUUACUCCGACUUUGUCGAUGGAAUUCAAACCAAAGUCCAUCGAAAGUUUGCAGAGAGCGCGAGUAGUUUAUAUAGAAGAUCACGGACAUUAUCAUUACGACCAUCUAUUACAGUGGAGACCAAUCUGUGACGUGUUGUACAAGUUAUUGUGUUUGUUGUGAAGUUGUAGGGUACUCAUGCCCGCUGUCAAACUGUUAUUAAUAUUUUAUUGAGAAUUAAAAAUUCGCAUGUGAAAAAAAAUAAAAUUACCUAAAAUAUUUA